Molecule: messenger RNA, 1500 nt
Organism: Apis florea (little honeybee)
Lineage: Eukaryota; Metazoa; Arthropoda; Insecta; Hymenoptera; Apidae
Product: tyrosine-protein kinase-like otk
Biological process (GO): axon guidance; dendrite self-avoidance; homophilic cell-cell adhesion
Cellular component (GO): axon; plasma membrane
Molecular function (GO): ATP binding; protein kinase activity; cell-cell adhesion mediator activity
Source: RefSeq, a predicted model, not a curated record
UUCACCUCGCCCUUGCGAGUUUACAACCCUUCUCGCGUCGACAUCUCGACGAGAUGUCCUCCCAACCUUUCCUCUAUCGAUGAAAAAAAACUCAUCCGUCCGCUCGAAACCUUGCCUCUUCCUACGCUCGUGGAUGAAUUCGUAUUCGUGGCAUUUCGCAGAAAUCGCGAGCCGGUGGUGAGGAGCGAUCGGAUCGAGAUCAAGAAGAAGAAGCUGCACGUGCAUCGAGCCGUGGCCGAGGACAGCGGGAUGUACAACUGUCUGGCGAAGAACGACGCCGGCUCCUCCCCGAAAAUGGAAAGCUUCCCCCUGAUCGUCUCGAGCAACGAGACCGCCUCGGUCAAGGUCGUUCCAAGGGACCUGAUCGCGAAGAGGGGCGAGCCGGCUGUCCUCCACUGCGUGUUCGAGGAUGCCGACUCGGUGCAGUGGUUCUUCAAGGACAUGGGCCCGCUCGAGACAGACGACGAGAGGACCGUGUUCGAGAAUGGCACGUUGGUCAUACGAUCGGCCGAGCACAGGGACCAAGGCUUCUAUUCCUGCCACGGUGAUCGGGGAGAGACUACCAUCAGCUACACGGUCGAUCUUCAAAUAGCUUAUUUGAUGAACCUUUCCGCGGCCUCGUUCGAACCCCUGUUGUCGAACCAAGUGGCCGUGGUUGGCGAGGAGCAGGAGUUGCAAGUCAGCUGUUUGGAACCAUCCGGCCUCCCGUCUCCGAGGGUCUAUUGGAGGGAUCCCAAGGGGCACAUUAUAAGCGACUCCGGCCCUGUUCGCGUUCAGGAUAACACGCUCAUCGUCGCGAAGGCGAGGAUAGGCGAGGAUGACGGCAAUUACACUUGCGUCGCCGAGAAUAUGGCCGGGGAGACCGAUAUUUCCGCCCAAGUGGUCAUCUCGACUCCACCGACGUUGAUAAGCUCGCCCGAGAGUCUAAGCGUGAUGGAGGGUGACUCCGUGACGAUGACGUGCUCCUAUUCCGGCAUGGACGCGCCUGUGACCCACGUUCGUUGGCUCAAGGACGGGGAGCCUCUGAAAGAGAGCGGCGGGCCGACGAGGCACCGAGUAACCGAUCACCACGGCAACGUGACCCUGCACUUGAAGAGCGCCGACCUGUCCGACAAGGGCGGUUACACGUGCGAGAUAACCACGAAAGGCUUCCCGUCGAUAUUUUCGGAACGAGCCAGCCUCACUGUCGAGGAGAAGCUCAAGUUCUCCCCGCAACCGGUGGACAAGCGGCUCGAGCUUGGCUCCACGGCCAAAGUGCCUUGCAAGUCUCAGGGCGCCACUAAUCCCACGGUGAAGUGGAUCAAAGAGGGGUCAGGCGAAGAAUUCCCGAAGCACGUGCAAGAUAUCAAUGGAACUCUCCAUUUCAAUGGAGUUCUCGAGGAAGACAAGGGUCGGUACACGUGCAUAGCCAGCAACGCCCAAGGAUCGAUCAACCACACCAUCAGUAUCGACGUAGUCAGUGAGUGUCUCCUCUCCCUCUCUCUCUCUCUCUCUCUCUCU